Messenger RNA from Hippocampus comes (tiger tail seahorse), 971 nucleotides. RefSeq names its product L-rhamnose-binding lectin CSL2-like. The transcript is spliced from 9 exons. Gene Ontology annotation, molecular function: carbohydrate binding. Bases 85 to 786 code for a protein of 233 amino acids. The record is from RefSeq and is a predicted model, not a curated record. NCBI's taxonomy places the organism in Eukaryota, Metazoa, Chordata, Actinopteri, Syngnathiformes, Syngnathidae.
UGAGCUGCAAGACAUGAAGUCACUCUCCAGACACGGGAUCACCUCCUGUCAUCGUCUAAGUGUGGGAGACUUUCUUGUCCGAAAAUGAAUUCCAACCGCUUCAGACUUACUGCCGCGCUGUUGCUGGGAGCAACCGGUUUGCUCCUCACAGCAGUUGCUGCAUCUGAGAACCGAGCGACCACCUGUGAUCAUGAGGACGGGAACGUCCACCGCUUAGACUGCCGUCAUGGCGUAAUCAGUGUGAUUGACUCGGUGUGGGGUCGCUCAAACUCGUGGGUCUGCACUGAUGAGGGCCAAUCUCAUCUAGAGCUGGCCAACACAGCCUGCCUUCAGGAAAGCACCGUGGACGAACUCAAGACAAAAUGCAAUGGCAGGAAAUCAUGUGAAGUGAGCCUGACUGGUUUCCACACUCAUGGUACCUGUGAUGGCACCUUCAAAUAUCUGCAGACCACCUUUACCUGCCUGGAACCAAUGACUGUGGUGGCUUGUCAGGGGGCCAUGGCACACUUGGAUUGUGGUUUGGGACACGUUACCAUCGAUGGUGCAGCCUACGGACGCCGCGACCAGACCACAUGCUCCGAGGGAAGGCCCUUCGAUCAGCGACAAAACGUCAAUUGCCUGGAGCCAUCAACUUCCCUGGUUGUCAAAAUGUGUAAGGGGAAAUCCACCUGUUCAGUCCCAGCCAGCAAUGCAAUGUUCACCAACCCAUGUCAAGGCACCUACAAGUACUUGGAGAUUUCCUACGUGUGCAAACCUCCUGAGGCUGAUAACCCGGAUGUCCUCUAAACAGUUCUGCCAUUUGGUCUGGCUUCCAUUCGAGCGAAUUAUUCAAAGGCUCAGCCCGCUCCUUAAUUUAGUUUCCGCCAGACGUAUUUUGGUAUCGCGUGAUGACAGCACCUUCCAGUUUCCGGGUCUGCGUCCUGCUCAAGGCCAUUCCUUCAAUAAUAAAGAUAGCCAUCACAAUGCAAACA